Tuber aestivum (summer truffle) is the source of this 950-nucleotide messenger RNA. The record is from the annotation of a GenBank genome assembly. Lineage: Eukaryota; Fungi; Ascomycota; Pezizomycetes; Pezizales; Tuberaceae.
GAGUUUGGUAUGCCGGCAUUUGAGUGCAUGCUAUCUACAUCUCCCUCCCCCUCCCCAACCUCCAGUGUUCUGUAUGUCGUACAGUAGAUCGCUCUCGAAGCAAGAGUGAUGCCACGAAAAAAAAUGAAAUGAAAUGAAAAACAAAGUCUGAACCAAAGAAAGAAAAGGCUGGCAAGCAGGCCCAAGCUACGGAUAAAAAAUAUGAUACAAACAGCAGGAAUCGAAUGCAGCCUCAAAGGGUAUAAAGGGGAGGAUCGAAUGGAAUAAAUACUACAAACACAGAAAAAAAAUAAAAGAAAACAAAAAACAAAAAUGCACAGAAAGGAAAAAGAAAAAAAAAAAAAAAAAGGACUCGCUGAUAGAUAGAAACAGACGCAACAUGCCUGUCGAUCGACCUAACACGGCGUGGUAUUAUGUAGACUUGGAAGGAAAUGAGAGACCGUAACUGUCCGAACAGCUUCCACGUGCUUUCCCGAUGCUCACUCACCGCCCCUGACUCGCCAUCAUCGAACGGUGGGUUAAAGCACGCAGCAGGUGCCUGACUCCACGGCUUUGGUCGUAAUGCAUAAAGCCCCGGUGAUUCCAGGCGCCACCACUCGUAGGGAAAGAAAAUCUCCUCCGGUCAUCACCAAGCCACGCCUCCGCAACCUCUUAGAUAUUGCCCAUACCCCAUUUCUGAUCGAUGAGCCUGUAGCGCAGCUGCUCCUUGCGGUACCGGAUAAGCAUCGCAGCGCACAGUAUGAGCACAGCAUCCAUCCCUUCAUUGCAUACAGAUCAGCAUCAUCCCUGGCGGAAACAGUCUGUGAAAUUAAAUAGUGUGCGGGGAAGAUUGAAAAACAUACCAACAAUGCCAAAAAGAGCGGUGAAGAGAAGGUUAAUCCAUCUCUCAGCAUAGUUCGAAAAGGGGCUAACACAACCUUCCUUCGAUGCUGCAGAGAUGUCAUUCGUGC